AUGAGGGACCUCAUCCCCGACCUGGAGAAGGCAUUCUACCCUUUUCCGAAUUUAGAGGAGAUCAUUUCUGCCUGGAGGCUUUUGCAGAACAAACACGUCAAAGAUAACACCACGUUAAUCCCUCUACCGAAAGUAGUGGAGGGACAAGAAGGGGAGGGAUCUCUGGGUCCUCGUAAAAGACCAAAUACAGGAAGACAACACCGUUCACACAGUCGCACAAAAGGAAGAGGACGACGAGACCCUUUUCACAUUUCAGUCACGGGUACCCAUGCAUCCCAGCCUCAGAAACAAGUGCAAGUCCUCAUGCUGGGCCUAGAUGGCUCAGGAAAGACUUCCCUGCUCUACAAGCUGAAAUACAACGAGAAUGUGGUUACCGUACCGACCGCUGGUUUCACCGUGGAGUCCUUGGAGAUCGACGGGAAAAGCCCAGAGCUGACGGUGUGGGAUGUUGGUGGUCAGAGGAAGAUGAGGCCUCACUGGAGGCAUUACUACUAUGAAACAGCUGGCCUGAUGUUUGCGGUGGACAGCCAGAACGAGAGACGGCUGGACGAGGCUCGCAAAGAACUGCACAGGGUCCUGAGGCAGGACAGUCUCAGAGGAGUUCCUCUUGUGGUUCUGGCCAACAAACAGGCUCUACCAGAUGCUCUGAGCCCCCAAUCACUGUCUGUGAAACUGGACUUGAGGGUGGGUGUGGCGGGCCGGGCGUGGUUCGUCCAGCCCUCCUCAGCCAACACUGGGACGGGACUGGAAGAAGGUUUCAUGAGGACGGUUUAUCUGAUGAAGACCCCUUUCAGACAGACUCAGGACGACAUUAAGGUUCAGAUGAGAUCUAAAGGCUUCGGUUUCGCAGCAGUGAAGCGAUUCUGUGGCAGCUGAUUACAGGACGAUUACUUUUGAUGUUUGAUUCCUGUCGUCUUUCAUCCAACUGAAACCAACUGCGAGGUCAAAGGAUGAUGCUAACGCAGAGAUUAGAGUUAAUCCGUGUGGUGAAACUGCUGCGGGGUGAAGAGGCGGGAGGAAAAAAACUGUGAGGGGUUUGUGAAAAAUCUGGGAUUAUUGGGGUGGAUUUGAGAAAGCCGUCAUGAGGGGCCUUGAGACAGUUCUCUGAAACUACAAAUGUAUAUGAAUAAAUUAGCAAAUAAGGUUUAGAUAUAUUUUAUCACUAUAAAUCAUUUUCUUGUGUUUUAUAUUAUUUGAAAAUCAAGUUUAUUUUGAGCAAAUGUCAUCUUACAAUAAAGGAAGUUCAUGUAUUUGAUCAUA
This is a messenger RNA of Nothobranchius furzeri (turquoise killifish), 1260 nucleotides long. The record is from RefSeq and is a predicted model, not a curated record. Lineage: Eukaryota; Metazoa; Chordata; Actinopteri; Cyprinodontiformes; Nothobranchiidae.